Molecule: messenger RNA, 3359 nt
Organism: Seriola aureovittata
Lineage: Eukaryota; Metazoa; Chordata; Actinopteri; Carangiformes; Carangidae
Gene: akap10
Product: A kinase (PRKA) anchor protein 10
Exons: 15
Coding region: 213-2060 (615 amino acids)
Biological process (GO): intracellular protein localization
Cellular component (GO): plasma membrane
Molecular function (GO): protein kinase A binding
Source: RefSeq, a predicted model, not a curated record
AGCCCGGAAGUAAGACGUUUAUUGACAAUAUGGCCGUUGAACUGGGCUUGGAUUUGGAGAAAAUUGUAAUUUGACAGCACUCGCCGGGGCUGCGAUAACAACCCGUUUCCAUCUCAGGAGUGUGAGGGACAGAUGCACUUGAAUGAAGGGAGCCGUGGAUGCACGGGACGGUGUCAGUGAGCUGAGGAAACGUCCACAGAGAGAAACCCGUCAUGUCGUUUUUCAAGAGGAAAGCCAAAAGCAAAGAACCUGAGAGAGUGACAGAUGCUAAAGUCAACAGAGCUCCAGUCAGCCCUCACUCUCCAUCAUUAGGACUGAGGAACCACCAUGCCAUCCAGGAAGCUGCGGGGCCCAGCCAUGUGGCCAUCAACGCCAUCUCUGCCAACAUGGAUUCCUUCGCCCGCGGUCGCACCGCCAUCCUCAAGAAACAGCCGAGUCACAUGGAGGCUGCACACUUUGGCGACCUUGGUCAUUCCAGUGUGAACUAUCAGCCCCAGGAGACCCGCUCUCGGCUGUCCAAGACGGUGGACCAGGUCCUCCGGGACAAUGUGGCGAUGCCGCACUACAUGCAUUUCACGGAACUGCAGGGUGCUGACCAUCUGGUUCGGUUCUGGUUGGAGGCUGAGGGUUUCCGCUCCACCAGCUGGUCGCGAGUCAGAGCGCACAGUCUAAACUCUGUCAAACACAGCUCCUUGGCUGAGCCCGUCCCCGCCUCCCCAGAUGGCUCAGAGUUCCCCGAGACGGCCCCACACACGCCCUAUGCCCUCGCCCGGGACAGUAGCAGUGAACGUCCUGCAGUGCCGUCAGAGCGGCGAGACUCCUUCAGCACAGAAGCGGGCCUGAGACCCGGCACCCCUCGAGCAGAAACCCCCAGCAGGCAGGCACCCUCCAGGACAGGGACUCCCUACAAGGUGCAGGCGAACAGCGCCCUGCGAGACUCUGACAAACUCAUGAAAAGUAUAGAGAAAGAUGCUGUUACCAUCUUCACCAAGUACAUCUCUCCGGACGCUGUGAGGCCCAUCCCCAUCACAGAACAAAUCAGAAAUGACAUAGUUGCUAAGAUAUGUGGAGAGGACGGCAUGGUGGACCCAAACUGCUUUGUCAUUGCACAGUCGGUCGUCUUUGCCAUCUUGGAGCAACAGCACUUUAGUGAAUUCCUGCGGAGCCAUCAUUUCUGUAAAUACCAGAUUGAAGUGUUGACUAGUGGCUCUGUGUUCCUGGCUGACAUUUUGUUCUGUGAGUCAGCUCUCUUCUACUUCUCUGAGUACAUGGAAAAGGAGGAGGCGAUGAAUGUACUGCAGUUCUGGCUGGCGGCAGACAACUUCCAGAACCAGCUCGCAGCUAAAAAGGGCCAGUACGACGGCCAGGAGGCUCAGAACGACGCCAUGAUCCUCUACGACAAGUAUUUCUCACUCCAAGCCACCAACCCUCUGGGCUUCGGCGACUCUGUGCGGAUGGAGAUAGAGUCGAAUAUCUGCAGAGAGGGAGGACCUCUCCCCGACUGCUUCACCACUCCGCUCAGACAGGCCUGGACAACCAUGGAGAAGGUCUACAUGCCAGGCUUCCUGUCUAGCAACCUUUACUACAAAUACCUGAGUGACCUCAUCAACUCUGUGCGGGCGGAUGAAUUUGUGAAUGUCAGCACUCCAGGUCAGAGCGGGCCCGCGGACAACGACCGCUCCGGUUCAAAUGCCAGCGAGGGCUCUCAGACUCAGCACGGUGCCAGAAAGGCCGCGAUCAAGAUCCUGAAAAACUUUGAUGAGGCGAUCACAGUGGACGUUGCCAGUCUGGACCCAGAGUCCUUGUACCAGCGGCCAUACGCUGGAAAGAUGACGUUUGGGAAGGUGAACGAGCUGGGCCAGUUUAUCAGGGAGGCAGAGCCAGAGCCGGAUGUGAAGAAAUCCAAAGGUUCCAUGUUUUCUCAAGCCAUGAAGAAAUGGGUCCAAGGCAACUCAGAUGAGGCCCAGGAGGAGAUGGCGUGGCAGAUUGCCAAGAUGAUUGUCAACGAUGUCGUCCACCAGUCAAACCAUGACAGCCCCGGCAAGGCCACCAAGUUAUGACCCCACUGAGCGACCAAAGGACUGUCACUCCCUGCAGACGCCGGCCAAGCCGGUGACAAACCGUACACAGGGUUCACCCUGCAAUGAACUGCAUUACUCCAAGAGCGAACAAGGCUUUUUAUCACCUCCCCAAACAGUGUGUGUGUGUGUGUGUGUGUGUGUGUGUGUGUGUGUGUGUGUGUGUGUGUGUGUGUGUGUGUGUGUGUGUGUGUGUGUGUGUGUGUGUGUGUGUGUGUGUGAGAGAGUGAGUGAGUGAGUGAGUGAGUGAUUGUUCAUGCAUAGUCUAAUGGGAAACUUGAAGUGCAUCAUUGUUCCAAUCUUCCAACUCCAUAACACUAUAAAGGUACACGUGUAGUCGCCAGAAGCAAAGUCAAGAGCUUGCGUCGGACUGGAGGAAGUGACUCCUGAGGAAGCAAACGUUCGUCGUGAUGCUAGAAGAACGCCGGCAUGAAGAAGCAGCAGCAGCUGAGUCAGGACUAUCACUGUGUUGCUGUAGCCAUAGUGUUUGUACAAUGUCUUAUCUCGGACCUGUGGAGGACAUGACAAAGACUGAAUUACCUUUACUCCCUCAUGACACACCUCCCCACACCUUUUAUAACCAUUCCUUGUUUUUAGAUGAAAUUCUCUUUUAAGGGUCAGCUACUUAAGGAUUAAGCAGAUGAGUGUCCUCAGUUUGGGGCGGUGUACAGUCUUUGCACUGGCUUUCCUCAGCCUGUCUGGAGAGGUCUCGUCUGCUACUCCCUCCUGUCAGCUGUCCUACGUUGGCUGUUAACUGUACGUACUGUAGAACGUCUGGAAAAGUGACAAUGAAACAGAAGAGGAUCUGACUCAGUUGUUGGACUGGCUGACUUUCUGUGUGAACCUCCUGGCACCUUCAGAGUGUAGAAGAAGAAAUACUCCCUAAUGAACUUAAGUGCUCCAGUUGUGUUGGAAAACUCCAAACUCCGUGUCCUAAAUGUUUGUUAUAUAUAUAUAUUAUAUAUAUAUAUAUAUAUAUAUAAAAAUAUAUAUAUAUAAAUUGUAGACUUCUGGUUUACCCCAUAUAUUAAUGUUAGUCCUUUUUUAUGGUGAUUGCUGUUUUUUUUAUGCAUCACUGAAACAAACCGGACUGUUCAACUGGAAAGUGUGCUCAGUGAAAUAAACAUUUUUUAAAUUUCUUUUGAGCCUUACCAAGAUGUGGAAAAGAACCAGAAAAGACUCUUGGUACUAUGUACCACUAAUGUUUUCUGACAUGUAUGUGUACUUAAUCUAUAAUAUAUUUAAAUUGUGUUUGAUUUAAAUACAUAUAUUAUGAAAUGU